Molecule: messenger RNA, 2044 nt
Organism: Poeciliopsis prolifica (blackstripe livebearer)
Lineage: Eukaryota; Metazoa; Chordata; Actinopteri; Cyprinodontiformes; Poeciliidae
Gene: surf6
Product: surfeit 6
Exons: 4
Coding region: 122-1180 (352 amino acids)
Biological process (GO): ribosomal small subunit biogenesis; ribosomal large subunit biogenesis
Cellular component (GO): nucleolus
Molecular function (GO): RNA binding; DNA binding
Source: RefSeq, a predicted model, not a curated record
GGUUCAACGUCACUUCGUCCCGUUUGUUUUUCAAUCCACGUGUGUAAAGAAAUGUGCUGAUAUUUUUUUAAUCCAGACAUUUAUUUCUGACUCGGUGCGGAACCUCGGUUUACGUGAAGACAUGAACCUCGCCGCGAAGGACUCUUACAUUCAGAAACUUGCAAGUAAAGUCAUUUCUCAGAGAGAGGAGCCAAGGAACAGGGCGUUUGUUUUUUUCAAGGGUAAAAGCGACACCGAUCCUCUAAGCAAGAAGAAAAAGAAACUAAAGAAGAAGAAUGUGAAAGAGAACAGCACUGAUAAGUCUCCCAAACCCCAACAGAAGCGGAGUCCUUCUCCAGCAGCUCCAAAAAGCAUUGGGAAGCCAAAGUCAACUACUGGAAGUUUGAACGGAAGCACGUUGCACACACCUAAAGACGCAAGCUUCUCCACUGUGGAUGCAUUGCGCAAAAGACUCCAUGAGAAGAUUGAGGAGUCCAGAGGGCAGGGAGCGCCGCAGGAUGCAUUAUCAGAAGCCGUCAAGGCAAAGCGCGCAAAGCGAAAGAUGGAACGGGAGCGCAAGAAGAGGAAAAGGAAAGAGUUUCUGAUGAAGAAACUUGCAGAACAAAGCGGCCAGGAACAGCCUGCGGAGAUAAAAGAAGAACCGAUCGCUCCAAUCGCUCCUGCCGCGGAAAAAAGGGUUACCUCGGCUGUUGUCUUUAACAAAGUAGAGACGGUGGAGAAGGGCUAUGAAACCAAAAUUCAGGCAAAAAUGAAUAAAAAAAAGGGCGAAAAAGGUAAAAUAACGCCACUGACCGGGAAGAACUACAAGCAGCUUCUGAGCCGAGUGGAGGCUCGCAAGGAGAAGCUGGAGCGGCUGAGAGAGAAGGACGAGACGAAGGCUUCUGAGUUGGAAAACAAGAUCAAAUGGACCAACUUGCUCUACAAAGCCGAGGGCAUCAAGAUCAAGGACGACGAAGACCAACUGCGCGCCUCUUUGAAGAGGAAGGAGAAGAGGCGCGAGCAGAGGAAGAAGAAGUGGAAUAAUCGAAGCGAGAAUGUGAUUGAGAAGAUGCAGCAAAGACAGGACAAGAGGAGGAAGAACAUCCAGAAACAAAAGCAGGUUAAAAUGGAGAAGAAGAAGAACAGAGCGAGGAAGAAGGGCAGAGUGCUGCCCGAGGACCUGAAGAAAGCAGCAGUUUAGAGGAAGAGAAGUUCAUGUUCUCUUCAUACACUGCAAUGAAAAUGAGUGAAAUCUUGCAGUGAAAUGUUUAUUUUUACAAAAGUAAAGGAGUUAUUGUCGAGAUAAAGCCUCUUUGUUUUGUCAUACUAUAUAUACAUAUGUGCAUAAUAUUUCACAGCAUUUCACAUUUACCUAAAGGUUUUUGUUCUUGGGUUUCAAAAAUGUUCAAAACUUAAAUCGUAAAGUUGCUUUGUACAUAGUUGGCGCUCGAUAGACUUCUUUUCUAAACCGUUUCAUUGUUGGUGAUAAAUAUUAAGUUUCCCCUUGAACCAAAUGUGCACAAGUGAAUCUCAAAAGUGUAAACGUCCCUGUUAAAAAAGUGAGACUUUGACCAAUUAUUUUCAAAAUGACCACAAGUCAAUAACUUGAUGUGGCAUUUAUUUAAGUUGUCUCAAUUGUUUUUUUGUUUUUGCUUUGUCAGUCUGCUGUAGAAUGAUUAAAUGUAAACUUUGUGUUUUAGACUAUGAAAUAAUACAUUCAGAACUCUGGAAAUUUAAGUCUUGAAAAGUCUAGAUUUUUAUGUGGUAAGAUGUAUAGGAGAGAGAGACAUUAGGGGUAGGUUGUCAUCAAAUCUCAUUUUGACAGGUGCCACGCCCCUUUGACCUCUAUUUAACCCCCCCCCCCCCCCUCCUCCUCCUCCUCCCCCUCCCCCUUCUCCUCCUCCUAUUGAUUUUUUUCUUUUUAAAGAGUAAUACCAAUACAACAACAGUUAUUUAAUCAAGAAAAAUGUAUAUAAUUAUAUACUAUGCCUACUGAAGUUUUAAAUAGAUUUGGAAUGGAGAUGUUACUUCUGAUUCUGUGCCUGUGUUCAGCCUGGCCUACGAC